Messenger RNA from Gopherus evgoodei (Goodes thornscrub tortoise), 486 nucleotides. It is a transcript of the gene COXFA4L2, whose product is annotated as NDUFA4 mitochondrial complex associated like 2. NCBI's taxonomy places the organism in Eukaryota, Metazoa, Chordata, Testudines, Testudinidae. Bases 36 to 299 code for a protein of 87 amino acids. The transcript is spliced from 4 exons. The record is from RefSeq and is a predicted model, not a curated record.
UGCUGCUGGCGGAGCGAGUUCGCCCCGGCCGCAGCAUGGGAGGGACCCGGCCCGGGUUCGCCUUCGCCCGCCAGCUCAGGAGGCAUCCCGGACUCAUUCCCCUCAUCGGCUUCAUCGGUCUCGGCCUGGGCAGCGCCGCUCUGUACCUGCUCCGCCUGGCCCUCUGUAGCCCCGAUGUGAGCUGGGACAAGAAGAACAACCCAGAGCCAUGGAACAAACUGAGUCCAAAUUACCAAUACAAGUUCCUGGCGGUUUCCACCGACUACAAGAAGUUGAAGAAGGAUCGGCCUGACUUCUGAGGCCACCAUGGCGGGUCCGGGCGCCCCCCCGCCAGGCCUGGCUGCCCCCCGGCCCCCGCUUCCUGCUCAGGGCCCGCCUGGCUCCAUCACGCUGCCUGAGAUGAUGCUGCCCGGCCCUGGCCGCGCCCUGACACCCCGGCGAUGGGCACCACCCCGUGCACUGCAAUAAAACCCAAGGGCCACACAA